AACAUGGCGAUUACCUUCUUCCCCGCGUCCCGUUGUUUCUCUCUCUAAAUCUUUUCUCUCUCUCUCUCUCUCCUCUUUCCCCUCAGAUCAGCAAAGCAUCAAUCACACUGCACACAAUUUUCCUUCUCAUAAACCCUAGUUUCCACUCUCUGUACUGCAAAUGAUUACAAUUUCUGGUCCUAUUAUUCCCGUUUCAUGAAGCAAUUCCGUCGACGCACGAGGAUUUUCAUCCUCUCUCUGCUCUUUCUCUCUGUUUUCGCCCCAAUUCUCCUGCUAUACGAAUCCAAUGGAUUGGUUGAUGAUUUAUCAAGUUUGAAAGGUAGGAGAGAUCUGCUGAAGCUGAAUCUGAUAAAGCAGGAGGAAGGUGUUGGGUUAAGAGAACCUAUUUUGAAGGUUUACAAAGAUGUAAAGGUUGAUGUUGCUGUCGGUUCCAGAGUCGCGGAUUCGGGUAUUAAGUCUGAUGAUGUUGGAAGCGGUGGAAAUAGUGAUUUGACGAAAGGAAAUGGAGAUCUUGAUGCAAAAGGAAUUAAUGGACAGAGCCAUGAAGAGAAAAGACUGGGAGAAGUUAGUCGUGCAACACUAGGGCAUGAUCAGGAUGUACAACCACAAGCACGGAGGGUACUAAUGGAUACGAAGGUUAAAGAGAUGAAAGAUCAGCUGAUAAGGGCCAAAGCUUACUUGAGUUUUGCAGUGCCAGCUGGCAACACUCGUUUAAUAAAGGAAUUACGGUUACGGAUUAAAGAAUUAGAACGAGCCAUGGGAGAUGCCACCAAAGACCCCGAUUUGUCUAGGAGGGCGUUUCAGAGGAUGCGGUCCAUGGAACAUUCGUUACAAAAAUCCGCGCGGAUUUAUCCCGAUUGCUCUAGCAUGGUGAAGAAGCUUCGUGCGAUGGCUAACAACGCUGAAGAACUGGUUCGGGUACAAAAGGAGCAAGAGUCUUUUCUUGUACAGCUGGCAGGAAGAACGACUCCAAAGGGGCUUCAUUGUCUUUCAAUGAGGCUAACAGCUGAAUAUUUUGCUUUAAAUCCUGAAGAGAGAAAGCUUCCUAGGUAUCCAGAAGUGCACGAUUUAAAUCGUUAUCAUUUUGUCGUGUUUUCUGAUAAUGUUUUGGCAUGUUCUGUUGUGGUGGACUCGACUGUUUCCUCUGCAAAGGAGCAAGGGAAAAUUGUGUUUCAUGUGGUGACAGAUUCACUCAACUUUGCAGCAUUCUCAAUGUGGUUCAUAUUACAUCCUCCUAAAAAAGCUUCGGUCCAGAUUCAUAACAUCGACAAUUUCGAUUGGUUCACUAAAUACGACCCACCAAACACCGAUGGCCAUGAUUCACAGGACCCACGAUAUUCAUCUACUUUAAACCACCUAAGAUUUUAUUUACCAGAUAUUUUCCCGACGUUAAAUAAGAUCGUACUUCUAGAUCAUGAUGUUGUCGUACGAAAAGAUUUAACACACCUUUGGAGAGUAAAUAUGAUGGGAAAAGUCAACGGGGCUGUCAAGAGUUUUCAAGGAAAUGAUCCUGCGUUUCGCAGAAUGAAUUUGUUACUCAACUUAUCUGAUCCAAUGGUGGGAAAAAGAUUUAGCAACGAGGCGUGCACGUGGGUGUUUGGUGUUAAUGUGUUUGAUAUGCAAAAGUGGAGGAAAUGGAAUUUGACCAGUGUUUAUAACAAAUACCUGCAACUGGGGAAAAAGAAGCCAAUGUGGAAAGCUGGUACCUUACCCUUAGGUUGGAUGACGUUUUACAAUCAGACCAUUGGUUUGGACCGAAAAUGGCAAAUUCAUGGGUUGGGAUAUUAUUCCGGUAUUAAACAAGAAGAUAUCGAGCGGGCAGCAGUCAUACACUAUGAUGGAGUUAUGAAACCAUGGUUAGAUAUCGGUAUUGAGAAAUACAAAACGUACUGGAGAAAACAUGUCGAUUUUAAUCACCCGUAUUUGCAGCAGUGCAAUAUUGCCUGAUAUCUCUCAACCAAAUUCUUAUUAAACACAACAGGAACAAGAGUUUUUUUUUUCCUUUUCUUUUUUUCACUUUCCAAAAUCAUUUUUUUUCGACUUCCAUAUCCAUACUUUUACACACUAACACCCGUUUAGCCAUAGUUUUCUUUUUCUUUUUUUUUUGUUUAUAUUACUUGGUUUAGUACCAACUUCACUUAUAUGGAACUAUAAGUUCUUAAUAUAUUGAUUCUUUUAGCAGUUGA
Helianthus annuus (common sunflower) is the source of this 2186-nucleotide messenger RNA. Its product is annotated as probable galacturonosyltransferase 6. Gene Ontology annotation, molecular function: polygalacturonate 4-alpha-galacturonosyltransferase activity. NCBI's taxonomy places the organism in Eukaryota, Viridiplantae, Streptophyta, Magnoliopsida, Asterales, Asteraceae. The record is from RefSeq and is a predicted model, not a curated record. Bases 196 to 1947 code for a protein of 583 amino acids. The transcript has 9 exons.